UGCCUUAACACUGCAACGCAACUCAAAGGCGUUUGGAAAAUCGCUUGGAUUGCAGCAUUGUGCCCAGGCUCAGCAGCAGCUCCCCCCCCGGCUGCUCACACUGGAGCAGCAGCGGGAGGCCGGGGUUAUACCUGCCCGCUGUACCUCUGGCUUGGGGGCAUGCAAAUAGUGCUGGCCGGAGCAACCAAUCGGGAGCAAGCUGCAGGAGUUUGGGGGAUCCCCCCCCCCUUCCCCUUAAUCCGCCGCCCCCCACCAGGGAGAGUUCGCAGCCGCCUGGUCGCAGAGCGCGGUGACCAGAGCCGGGGCACAUGCUGCCUCCUCUUCUCCGGGGGCUGCCUUUACUGCUCUCGCCUUCUCGCCGCUUGUCCACCGCUAUCCCCUCUUCCAGCUGUGCAGGGUGACACGCUCUGCGCACGGGUAACGCUCUCCCUCCCUCUCUGCUUCUGCGUGUGCUGCUCCCUCUCCUUGCUAGGACACCCUCGCGACUCUCCAGCUGGCCUCUGCCUCUCUGCUGGCUUUGAGGUGGUUUCACUCGGCCGGACUCCGGCUCUUCCUUCUCCUCCGGCUGCCUCCUGUAAAUCAGAAAAUCGACUCAUCAGAUAAUCCACCAGGGAGCUGGGGAGCUGCGGCAAAUUGUAAUACCGCUCCACUUCUCCCCCCUCCCUUCUUCCCUGCCUCCCACAAAGUCGGACAUAAACCCUGUGAAGAGGCAGCAACUUGCAACCCACAACCAUACAAAGAACUGGGGCAGUUCAGGGCACAGCCCAUUCAGGACAGGCAGCAGCAACAGAAGCUAAUAAACAGGAAUAAAUAAAGAGUGUGAAUAGGCUGCUCCCUCGGUGUGUUUGGGACAGUGAAGUGGAUGGAGAAGAAAACCGGGAUGCGACUGAGCCACAUUUGCUGCAUUUUUUAUCAGCUUUGUUUCCUCUCAACUGGGAUCAUUUCAGGUCUGCAUGCAUCAGGAGACUCUGAGGAGUGGGAGAUCAUCUUCCCAGCACUGUGGAGCAGAGGCCAGCAGGAGCCUGCAGGAGGCAGUGGUGGUGGAGGCAGCUGCAGUACUGAUCCCAGCUGUGGAAACAGCAGCAGCAGCAGUAGCAGCAGCAGCACCAGUGCUCCUGGUACACCUAGCCAGGUGGCAGGCAGCUCCCGCGAGGUUCGCUCGGUCUCCUCCCCAGUAGACAGACAACCACAGCCAGCUGGGGAGGUAGCAGAGGAGGAGGAUGCGGAGGAUGAAUACGAGUCUCAGGAAUUCUAUCACUGGUCUCCCCAUCCUCAGGGAUCUGGCGCUGCUUCUCAGUUACCGCCGCCACCUUCCCCACCACCGCCACCGCCAUCAGAGGAUGGGGAUGAGGUGUUGCUGAGGAUCCCGGCCUUUGCCCGGGAGCUCUACCUGUUGCUCAAGAGAGACAGCCGCUUCUUGGCACCUGGCUUUGCAGUGGAGGAGCGGCUCAGGGGUGAGGGGAAAAGCCCCGCCGGUGCUGUCCAUUCUCGGCCUGAGAGAGCCUGUUACUACAGUGGCACUGUGCUUCGUUACCCAGGCUCCUUCGCUUCUUUCAGUACCUGUGUUGGAUUGAUGGGCUUUAUACAGAUUAACGAGGACUUCAUAUUUAUUGAGCCACUCAAUCACACUUUGGCUGUGACAGGUCAUGCGCACAGGGUGUACAGACGAAAAAGGUCCAUAGAGGAGAAAGUUACUGAAAAGCUAGCUCCUCAUAACCAUUACUGUGGUGUUGUUACAGAUAAAAGAAAAUCCAGGAAUCAAAAACUAGGAGGAAGAGGAAGAAAAAAAAGAUACUCCUAUAAAUUACCUCAGGAGUACAAUAUAGAAACUGUAGUGGUUGCAGAUCCAGCUAUGGUUUCAUAUCAUGGAGCAGAUGCUGCCAGGCGAUUUAUUUUAACCAUCUUAAAUAUGGUUUUUAACCUUUUCCAGCACAAGAGCCUUGGAAUUCAAGUGACUCUUCGAGUGACUAAGCUUGUUCUACUUCAUGAGACUCCAGCAGAUAUGUAUAUUGGGCAUCAUGGGGAAAAAAUGCUGGAGAGUUUCUGCAAGUGGCAACAUGAGGAGUUUGGCAAGAAGAAUGAUAUACAUUUAGAAAUGUCAACAAGUUGGGGAGAAGAUAUGUCAUCAGUAGAUGCAGCCAUACUGAUCACAAGGAAGGAUUUCUGCGUACAUAAAGAUGAACCAUGUGAUACUGUUGGUAUAGCAUAUUUGAGUGGAAUGUGCAGUGAAAAAAGAAAAUGUAUUAUUGCAGAGGACAAUGGUCUGAAUCUCGCAUUUACCAUUGCCCAUGAGAUGGGUCACAACAUGGGAAUAAAUCAUGACAAUGAUCACCCAUCCUGUGCAGAUGGUCUCCAUAUCAUGUCUGGAGAAUGGAUUAAAGGACAGAAUCUUGGUGAUGUUUCAUGGUCCCGGUGCAGUAGGGAAGAUCUAGAAAGAUUCCUCAGGUCAAAGGCCAGUAACUGUUUGCUACAUACAAAUCCCCAAAGCCUCAAUUCUGUGAUUAUUCCCUCCAAACUGCCAGGAAUGACGUACACUGCAAAUGAACAGUGUCAGAUUCUCUUUGGACCAAUGGCUUCAUUUUGUCAAGAAAUGCAGCAUGUUAUUUGCACUGGGUUGUGGUGUAAGGUGGAAGGUGAGAAGGAGUGCAGAACUAAACUGGAUCCACCAAUGGAUGGAACAGACUGUGACACUGGAAAGUGGUGUAAGGCUGGAGAAUGUACCAGUAGAACAUCUUUUCCUGAAUAUCUGGACGGGGAGUGGAGCACAUGGAGCACUUGCAGCAGAACUUGCAACACUGGAAUCAGCAGUCGACAGCGCGAAUGCACUGGGCCAGGUCCUGAAGGAGAUUGUCAUGGACCCAGAAUACAAUACAAAAUAUGUGAGAAUCCUUCUUGUCCUGCUGGAAUGCCUACGUUCAGGGACUGGCAAUGUCAGGCCUUCGCUGUCAGACCUUCAUAUCAGAAGCAUGUAUUCCAGUGGCAGGCUGUUAUAGAUGAAGAAAAGCCUUGUGCAUUAUAUUGUUCCCCUGUUGGAAAGGAUCAGCCUAUUCUUUUAACAGAAAAGGUGAUGGAUGGGACAACUUGUGGUCAGCAUGGAUUAGAUAUCUGCGCAAAUGGUAGAUGCCAGAAAUUUGGCUGUGAUGGAAUAUUAGGAUCUCUGGCACGAGAAGAUCAUUGUGGUGUCUGCAAUGGUAAUGGAAAAUCAUGCAAAGUUAUUAAAGGCGAUUUUAACCAUACCAGAGGAGCAGGUUAUGUGGAAGCUUUGGUGAUACCUGCAGGAGCAAGAAGAAUCAAAGUUGUGGAAGAAAAACCAGCUCACAGCUAUUUAGCUCUUCGAGAUGCCAGCAAACAGUCCAUUAAUAGUGACUGGAAGAUAGAACAUUCAGGAACAUUCAAUAUUGCUGGGACUACUGUCCAUUAUGUUCGGAGAGGUCUCUGGGAGAAAAUCUCUGCCAAAGGUCCCACAACAUCACCUUUACAUCUACUGGUGCUGCUUUUUCAUGACCAGAAUUAUGGUCUGCAUUAUGAAUAUACAAUACCACUGGACCCUCUUCCUGAGAAUCAGAGCUCAAAAGUGCCUGAACCUCUUUUUAUGUGGACGCACUCAGGUUGGGAGGACUGUGAUGCUGUAUGUGGAGGAGGAGAAAGAAAGACAACAGUAUCUUGCACAAAGAUUAUGAAUAAGAAUAUCAGUAUUGUGGACAAUAAGAAAUGCAAAUAUUUAACAAAGCCUGAGCCACAGGUCCGAAAGUGCAAUGAACAACCGUGCCAGACAAGAUGGAUGAUGACCGAAUGGACUCCUUGUUCAAGGACAUGUGGAAAAGGAACCCAGAAUAGACAAGUUGCCUGUACACAGCAGCUCAGAAAUGGAACCUUGAUUAGAGCUAGGGAAAGAGAUUGUCUUGGGCCAAAACCUGCUUCUGCACAGCGCUGUGAAGGCCAGGAUUGUAUGACUGUGUGGGAAGCUGGAGUGUGGUCUGAGUGUUCUGUAAAAUGUGGCAAAGGAGUACGACAUCGGACUGUGAGGUGCACCAAUCCCCGAAAGAAGUGUGUUUUGUCCACAAGACCUAAAGAAGAGGAAGACUGUGAGGACUAUUCCAAAUGCUAUGUCUGGAGAAUGGGAGACUGGUCUAAGUGUUCCAUUACCUGUGGCAAAGGAAUGCAGUCUCGAGUAAUCCAAUGCAUGCACAAGAUCACAGGAAGGCAUGGCAAUGAAUGUUUUUCCUCAGAAAAGCCUGCAGCAUACAGACCCUGCCAUCUUCAACCCUGCAAUGAGAAAAUUAAUGUAAACACAAUCACAUCACCCAGGUUAGCUGCUUUAACAUUCAAGUGCCUAGGAGACCAGUGGCCUGUAUACUGCAGAGUGAUACGAGAGAAGAACCUCUGUCAGGACAUGAGAUGGUAUCAACGUUGCUGUGACACAUGCAGGGACUUUUAUGCGCAAAAAAUGCAACAAAAGAGUUGACCUCUGUCAGGCUGGCAGGCUCUCAGCUCUUUGCAAUCUCAUUAUUUAUACACACACACACAGACACACACGCGUGCUUCUUCAGACCAAAUAUUAUCAGAUUACAUAUAAUUUAAUCAAAUUUAAUUUAUUUUUGCCUGCCAGACAUGCUUUAUUGUUUUGGUUAGACAGCCUUUGUGUUUUAUUCUCUGAGGUUUUCAUAAUUUUUAUAUGAACAAUUUUGGAUACAUAUAUCAGAAUUUUUUUAAAAAAUAGUAUUUUAAAUGUUUAUGUUCAGUAGGGUCAUCUCUCUGUUGCCAAAAAAGCCCUCAUGUUAUCUUGAAUUUAUUUUAAUUUAGCUGAAUAGUUUUGCUGUAUUUGGAAAUAAAGCCAAUUUUUUUUAUUUUAAUUUUUUGGCAUUCAGAGUCAGAAUGACCUUGUUUAUUUUGCAACAGAUGUUGAGGUGCCUAAGCUAACAUUGUUGAACAGGUUAUUACAGAAUGUAUUGUGAAAUCAGUUUCUCUUUGGUUUAGAGACAUACUGUAGGAGAGAAUCUACUGUAACAUAUAACCUAUGAUGAACAAAAAAAAUCAAAAUAGCGAACUAGGGAUUUUGAUCGUGCUCAUGAACACAUACUUGAACACAAGUAUUGAAUCAAUGAAACACUGUAGAGAUUUACACUGAAUCACUCACUGUUGCACUGUUUGAGGUAGUUUAGAGAAACACAAAUUCUAGAAUUUGUAACAUCCUAUGAAACCACGUCUGUACUGUUUUAACAUGUCACUUGAUUUUAAAUGUUUUCAGCAAAAGACCCAUGCCUCUUUAUGCCUUUGUCUGUCCUCUUUGCAGUUCUACAGAUGGAAGAGUCCUUUUUCCUGCCAUUUGUAUGCGUAAUCUGUUAAACAUUUUCCAGUUCUUUGAUGAUGACUUAGAAGAUAGCUUUGUGAUACUGCUUUCAUUUCAUCUUUGUUUUAUGAAAGUCUUUAUACAAAAAAAAGUUUUACAAUUUUGUGAAACAUUAUGAAACAACUAAAAUUUUCCUUAUGAGAAAAUAUUGUACAUGAUUCACAUGAUUUUUACAUUUUCAAUAAAAAAGUAAAACCUC
Molecule: messenger RNA, 5549 nt
Organism: Dermochelys coriacea (leatherback sea turtle)
Lineage: Eukaryota; Metazoa; Chordata; Testudines; Dermochelyidae
Gene: ADAMTS19
Product: ADAM metallopeptidase with thrombospondin type 1 motif 19
Exons: 23
Coding region: 863-4465 (1200 amino acids)
Biological process (GO): proteolysis; extracellular matrix organization
Cellular component (GO): extracellular matrix
Molecular function (GO): metalloendopeptidase activity
Source: RefSeq, a predicted model, not a curated record